Molecule: messenger RNA, 3197 nt
Organism: Rotaria sp. Silwood1
Lineage: Eukaryota; Metazoa; Rotifera; Eurotatoria; Philodinida; Philodinidae
Source: the annotation of a GenBank genome assembly
AUGUCAUAUUCACUUCGAUUUUAUCUUUAUUCAUCAAUUAUUAAACAAAUACGACCUUCAUUUUCAUUGACACGUUGGAAUUCAACAACGACACCAACCGCAGCAUCACCACGAAAAAUAACAACACACUAUACAAUUUAUCCAAGAGACAAGGACGAACGAUGGAAAGAUAUCAAUAUGGAACGUUAUACAGAAGAAUAUGAUGUAGUUAUUGUUGGCGGUGGACCAGCUGGUCUUUCAGCUGCAAUUAAAUUAAGACAAUUGGCAACUCAACAAAAUAAAGAAAUACGCGUUUGUGUAGUUGAGAAAGCUUCAACUAUUGGUGCUCAUACAUUAUCUGGUGCUUGUCUUGAACCACGAGCACUAAAUGAAUUAAUACCAGAUUGGAAAGAUAAAGGUGCUCCAUUAACUAAUCCAGUUACAAAAGAUCGUUUUUAUUUUCUUACUAAAACAUCAGCAAUACCUAUUCCGAUUAUCAAAGGACUUCCAAUGUAUAAUCAUGGUAAUUAUCUUGUUCGUUUGGGUAAAUUCGUUGCAUGGCUUGGUGAACAAGCUGAAGCAGCUGGUGUAGAAAUGUAUCCAGCAACAGCAGCUAGUGAAAUUUUAUAUCAUGAUGAUGGUAGUGUUAAAGGUAUAGCAACAAAUGAUGUUGGUAUUGCUAAAGAUGGUUCACCUAAAGAUUCAUUUGCACGUGGUAUGGAAUUACAUGCUAAAUAUACAAUUUUUACUGAAGGAUGUCAUGGUCAUUUGGCUAAACAACUAUAUAAAAAAUUUGAUUUAAGAAAAAAUUGUGCACCACAAACUUAUGGUAUUGGUUUAAAAGAAAUGUGGGAAGUUGAUAAAAGUAAACAUGAACCAGGUCUUGUUGUACACACAGCUGGAUGGCCAAUGAAUACGCAAACAUAUGGUGGUUCAUUUCUGUAUCAUAUAGUAGAUAAUGAUCAACCAUUAAUUCUUAUUGGAUAUGUUGUUGGUCUUGAUUAUAAAAAUCCAUAUUUAAAUCCUUAUCUAGAAUUUCAACGUUUUAAAACUCAUCCAAAAAUUCGAUCAUAUUUAGAAAAUGGUAAACGUAUUGGUUAUGGAGCUCGUGCUUUAAAUGAAGGUGGUUAUCAGGUAUAUCAAAAAAACAAAUCGAUAAGAAAUAUUUCAUUUAUAAAUUUUGUCUAUUUUAUUUUAUUGGCUAUUCCAAAACUUUCAUUUCCUGGUGGUUGUUUAGCUGGAUGUAGUCCAGGAUUUUUAAAUGUACCAAAAAUAAAAGGUACACAUACAGCAAUGAAAUCUGGUAUGAUAGCUGCUGAAAGUAUUUUUGAUUUAUUAAUAAAAUCAACAAAUGAAAAUAAAACAAAAGGUAUAGAACCAAAUGAUUAUGAUAAUCGUAUUAGAAAUAGUUGGAUAUGGAAAGAAUUAUAUAGUGUACGUAAUGUUCGUCCAGCAUUUAAUACAUCAUUAGGUGUAUUUGGUGGAAUUUUUUAUGCAGCUGUUCAUUUUAUAUUACGUGGUAAAGAACCAUUUACACUUAAACAUAAAGCACCAGAUCAUACUCAAUUAAAAAAAGCUAAAGAUUGUAAACGAAUUGAAUAUCCUAAAUCUGAUAAUGUUAUUACAUUUGAUCUAUUAUCAAGUGUUGCAUUAACAAGUACAAAUCAUGAUUCUGAUGAACCACCACAUUUAACACUUAAAGAUGAUAGUAUUCCAACAAAAAUUAAUUUAGCUAUUUAUGAUGGACCUGAACAACGUUUUUGUCCAGCAGGUGUUUAUGAAUUUGUUGAAAAUGAAUCUGGUCAACGACAAUUACAAAUAAAUGCACAAAAUUGUAUUCAUUGUAAAACAUGUGAUAUUAAAGAUCCAACACAAAAUAUUAAUUGGGUUACACCACAAGGUGGAGAAGGUCCAGCUUAUAAUGGAAUAAAACCAAAAAAUUCAUCAAUGUCUGAAAAAUCUUCGAUUUCAAAAACUGGCAAAUAUCAAAAUGGUACAAUUCACAAUGAUGGAACUCAAACGGCAGCAGGAGCAGCAGCAGCAGCAUCAUCAUCAUUUGUACAAUCAUAUCCUUCUGAUACAUCGAAUUCAGAUGCUGCUUUUCUAGAAGCAUAUGAAUGUGCAAAAUUAAAUCGUGAUUGGCAUAAAGUAUGUAGUGCAUUAUCAGGACAUCCGGAAUGGUUAACAAGAGUUCCUGAAGGUCGUCAAUGGACAAUGUUACAUCAAAUAGUUUUUUCUGGUCAUGCUAAACAUUUAGAUGAAGCUCUUGGUUUUGAAAUAAAUAAUAAUGAUUUUCGUCUUUUAUAUAAAGCACGUGAUGGUAAAACUGUACGUGAUGUUGCUACUGAACGUGCACAUAUUCAUCCGGGAAUGUUACGUCAUAUUGAACGACUUGUUUCAAUUGAUCAAUUAUUAACUAAUGCUAAAGAACGUAAAUGGGAAUUAGUUAAACAAACAAUAACAAUACAACCGGAUAUCGUUAAUGAAAAACCACCAUAUCGACGUUUUUAUUUAGCACAUCAUUUAGCUUUUGUUGGAGAACUUAAUAUAUUUAAAGAAUUAAGUAAAAUAUGUAAAUUUAAACUUGAUUUACUUGCUGGAAAUAAAACAGUUGCACAAAUUGCACGUGAACAUAAUAAAAUAGCAUUUGCUGAAUAUGUUGAAAGUCUUCAACCACAAACACAAACAAAUGAAACAAAUGAUGAUACAAAUGAUGAUGAACAAUCAUCAACAGAUAUGCCAGGUGUAAAACAUUAUAGUCCAGGUUUUUAUGAUGAUCCAUGUAUAUCAUUUAUUCCAGCAAAUCUUAAUUUAAAUAAUAUAUUUCCAUUAUCAAAUCAUUCAUCAUCAUAUUCUAAUAAUUAUAAUCAUUAUCAACAACAUACAACACAUAGUCAUCCUAGUGUAACAAAUGAUCAUCAUUUUGCAACACAUAGUCUUUAUCAAGGUGAAAAUCCAACAGCAAUGGCAACGCCAACACCAAAAACAACAUAUAAUUCUUAUAAUCAAACAAAUAAUAAUCAAUUAACAAAAAAAACUACACAUCAAACACCAUAUCCAACAACAUCAUCAAUGCCAAUGCCAACAACAAUAAAUACUCAACAAAGUUCUACUUAUGGAAAUAAUGAUAAUAAAAAACUUUCGAAAUUAAAAUCUAAAACAUCUGAAAUGAUGAAUAAUGAUCAAAAUGCAUAUGAAGAAACAGCUCAAAAAAAUAU